Molecule: messenger RNA, 1997 nt
Organism: Lepisosteus oculatus (spotted gar)
Lineage: Eukaryota; Metazoa; Chordata; Actinopteri; Semionotiformes; Lepisosteidae
Source: RefSeq, a predicted model, not a curated record
AUGCAGAUCAGUAUGGUCAGCUCCACGUCCUCGGCGGAGAUCCUGAGCGACAAGCUGAGCUUCCCCGCCUUCCUGCGCACCAUCCCCAGCGACGUGCACCAGACGCGCGCCCUGGCCCGCCUGGUGGCGCACCACGGCUGGGACUGGGUGGGCGUGGUCUCCGGCGACGACGAGUACGGCCGGGCGGCGCUGCAGAGCUUCCUGGCCAACGCGGCGGAGCAGCGGGUCUGCGUGGCCUUCCACGAGGUGCUGCCCCACUACCUGGGCCACGAGGACGGCCGGCGGCGGGUGAGGGAGGUGGCCGGCCGCAUCCGCCACUCGGAGGCCCAGGUGGUCCUGCUGAUCCUGAAGCCGGAGCUGGUGGAGCAGCUCUUCCGGGAGCUCGUCCCCUUCGGCGUCAACCGGACCUGGAUCGCCAGCGACUCCUGGGCCGUCUACCAGCCCCUGACCCAGCUGGCGGGCAUCAACCAGCUGGGCGACAUCUUCGGCUUCUCCUUCGUCACGGGCCGCAUCCCCGGGUUCGAGGAGUUCCUGCGGCGGCUGCAGCCGCGCCCCGGGGAGGAGAACCGCUUCCUCGAGGAGUACCUCCGGCGGCGGGGGCCGGACGACGACGCCCUGCUGGGGGAGGUGGGCUCGGGCCCGGCCUACAGCACGCAGCUGGCCGUGUGGGCCGUGGCGCACGCCCUGAGGAGCCUGCUGCGCUGCAACGCCACCGCCUGCCCCGGGCCGAGGGACUUCCGCCCCUGGGAGGUGGGUGGGCCGUCCUUCCGCGCGGUCGCACGCCCCAUCAGUCUGGCCUGUUCGGUAGUUUCUAGGGUCCCAGUGUCCCAUUGCUCCCAGCCGUGCCCCCCUGGAACAGCAAAGAAGGUCUCCAACAUCUUCUGCUGCUACAACUGUACCCCCUGUGUGGAAGGGACCUACUCCAACAGCUCAAGCUACGCCAUGCUGGCCGCGCUGGCCGCCAGCUUCGGCAGCGUGGCCCUCUUCAUCGGGAGGCCCGACCCCUACGCCUGCCAGGUGCGCCAGCCCCUCUACGGCCUCAGCUUCACCCUCUGCGUCUCCUGCAUCCUGGUCAAGGCCUUCCGCACCUACCUGGCCUUCCUCUUCGACCUGGGCGUCCAGCAGAGGCUGAAGAAGCUCUACCGGCCGGGCGCCAUCCUCCUCCUCCUCACGGCAGUGCAGGGCGCCAUCUGCGCCUUCUGGCUGAUCUUCGACGGCCCCCGGGUCGAGCACCUGACCGCGGAGCAGAGCAUGACCGUGCUGGUGCAGUGCGUGGAGGGCUCCAACGUGGGCUUCGGCAUCAUGCUGAGCUACAUCGGCCUGCUGGCCUUCGCCUGCUUCAUGCUGGCCUUCAAGAGCCGCAAGAUCCCCCACUGGUACAACGAGACGGGCUACAUCAUCUUCAGCAUGCUGGUCUACCUCUUCGUGUGGGUGUGCUUCGUGCCCGUCUACGUCACCCGCAGCCAGCAGCGCGCCGCCGUGCAGGCCUCCGCCAUCCUGGCCUCCAACUACGGCGUCGUGUGCUGCCACCUGCUGCCCAAGUGCUACUUCGUGCUCUUCAAGAGGGCGCAGAACACCCCCGAGGCCUACCAGAGGAAGGUGCGCGAGUCCAUCGUCAGCCUGGACGCCUCCGCCCUGUCCGGCUCCCUGGCCUGCAGCGCCCGGAGCCUGGACUUCGGCCUGGUCCGGCACGGCCCUCCCGCGCUGCGCUACGGGAGGCGCUACAGCCACUAGACACCCCCGGCUUCCUGCGGAGGGAAGCAGCCGAGGGGGAGUGGGGGGUCUCAGUCCGGGGAGAUCUGUUGAAGCUCCGCUCUGCUCUGGUCAGAUCUCAGCUGGAGGACUGUGUUCAGGGCUGAUCACCACAUCAUCCCACAGAAAAGAUCUUCCAGCCCUAGAAAGUGUCCCGAGCAGGAGGACAAGAUCCCAGGUCUCAGGGGGACUGUCGUGUUCAGACAGGCAGGGGGAGCUACAUCUCUCCAGCCCAGGAGAGAGGA